AUGGCUGCAUGUGCAGCUAUUCCUAUGCAGCUGCUUCGCAGAACCGGCUCCUCCGUCUCAGAGGAGAGCGCUGUAGUUGAUGCGGCGCGUGCUCGACUGGUCUCAGGAGCUCCUCCGCAUUGGUUCCCUAACUACGCUCCCUUUGCCGUUCUCAAGGUCCCGGCACUCUUUCGGGGAAAUCAAAUUCACGUUGAUCGGCUGCAGCCCUUCAGAGAUCGUCUCGAAACCUACGAGACUGUGCGAAGCUCCAUCCUGCAGAACAAUCACGCCGAGCUGAUCGACGCCGAGAAGCAGCUCUUCCUGAAGCCGUUCAACGUGCAACACUGGCGAGACUUCCAGGUUACCGAGGAGAACCCUCACAACAUUCACAGAGCCACACUGCUCUUCCAGCAGGACAAGCUGCAAAUGGAGAACAUGGACGCCGUGAUCGCUAGACUGUUGCGACGUGUGCGCUGGUGGGGCCUUUGA
Kalmanozyma brasiliensis GHG001 is the source of this 468-nucleotide messenger RNA. RefSeq lists its product as uncharacterized. The transcript has 2 exons. The coding region runs from base 1 to 468 and encodes 155 amino acids. The record is from RefSeq and is a predicted model, not a curated record. Lineage: Eukaryota; Fungi; Basidiomycota; Ustilaginomycetes; Ustilaginales.